UCAUCCUCAGUCUGGUUGCGAGCCCUCUUCUCUUUAAUUUAAUAAUUUAUUAUUACUCCUAAUGGCCUGUUCUUGUGGCUUUUAUGCUUGGUCCAUUCCUGCAGUUGGCCCAAACGAAUUCAGAGAAAUAGGCAAGACUAACUUCACCAGAAUUGUGCCUAUGCCUAAUACGCACAAAUGGAGUAUUGCCCACGAUCACACCUUGGUUUCUAUCUCCUUAAAGAAAGAUAACCAUUCACCUGAACUUGGCAGUUUUACUGAUGAGUUCUACAAUGAACAUGCACAAAAGUUAAAGGAAGUUAAGCAUGUAUUCAGCAAACUAGGAGAAGAUGCAAUGGAAAGCAUGAUGAUGAUUGAUGCCAUACAACGCCUAGGCAUUGAUCAUCACUUCGAAGAGGAGAUUGAAGCAGUUCUGCAGAAGCAGUAUAUGAAAUCUAGCAUUCAUGGUGAUUGUGAUGAGGAUCUUUAUGAGGUUACACUCUGCCCGCAGGUGUCGUUUGUUUCUGAAAGUGAAUUUACUGGUUAAUGUUCAUGGAUAGAUGUGUUGAAUAACUUCAAGAACAAGGAGGGGAAGUUUAAACAAAACCUACGCGAAGACAUCAGAGGAUUGAUGGGUUUGUAUGAAGCUUCUCAGCUAAGUAUAGGAGAAGAUAUACUUGAGGAAGCCGGAAAUUUCAGCAGUCUACUCCUUAAUGCAUGUUUGCAACAUCUUGAUCGUCAUCAAGCUGCAGUUGUUAAGAAUACAUUGGAGCAUCCCCACCACAAGAGCUUGGCACGGUUCAUGACCAAAAACUUCCUUACUGAUUUCCAGGGCACAAAUGGAUGGAUAAAUGCAUUUCAAGAAUUAGCAAAAAUAGAUUUCAAUACGGUUAAAUCCGUGCAUCAAAAGGAGAUGCUUCAAAUUUCCAAAUGGUGGAAGGACCUAGGUUUGACCGAGGAGUUGAAGUUUGCAAGAGAUCAACCACUGAAAUGGUACAUGUGGCCAAUGGCAAUCAUCCCAGAUCCAAGGUUGUCAGAGCAAAGGAUUGAGCUCACAAAACCUAUCUCUCUAAUCUACAUAAUAGAUGACAUUUUUGAUGUUGGUGGAACCCUUGAUGAACUCACUCUGUUCACAGAAGCUGUUAAUAGAUGGGAUUUGUCUGCUUUCAAAGAGCUUCCAGAGUACAUGAAGAUGUGUUUCAAGACUCUUGAUGACAUCACGAAUGAGAUCAGUACCAAGGUCCACAAGGAGCAUAAGUGGAACCCAGUAGGCUCUCUACGGAAGGCGUGGGCGAGUUUAUGCAACGCAUUUCUAGUAGAGGCAAAAUGGUUUGCUUCUGGGCAUGUGCCAAAGGCUGAGGAGUACUUGAAGAAUGGGGCCGUUAGUUCAGGGGUACAUGUGGUGCUAGUUCACUUGUUUUUUCUAUUGGGUCAUGGCAUAACCAAGGAAAAUGUAGAUCUUGUGGAUGACUUUCCAGGCAUUAUAUCUUCUACAGCAACAAUUCUUCGUCUUUGGGAUGACCUCGGAAGCGGCAAGGAUGAGAAUCAAGACGGGCAUGAUGGGUCCUAUGUAGAGUGCUACUUGAAGGAACACCGAGGCUCUUCAGUUGAAAAUGCAAGAUAAAUCGUAGCCCAUAUGAUUUCAGAUAUGUGGAAGCGCCUCAACAAGGAAUGCCUCUCUCCAAAUCCAAUUUCAACUUCUUUUACAAAAGGCUCCCUCAAUAUUGCAAGAAUGGUCCCUUUGAUGUAUAGUUAUGAUGACCAACAGUGCCUUCCUGGCCUUGAGGAGCAUAUGAAGUCCUUGCUCCUUGAGAAUCUACCAUACAGAAACACUCAAAAAAUAAAUGAGUGAAAUUUUUGCCUCAGCCUAUUGGAGAUACGCUUUGAUGUAGUGAAAUUUACACUCUUCCUACAAGAACAGCAUCCUCUUUUGCAUCCCAUUGGAGAUA
Molecule: messenger RNA, 1928 nt
Organism: Vitis vinifera (wine grape)
Lineage: Eukaryota; Viridiplantae; Streptophyta; Magnoliopsida; Vitales; Vitaceae
Product: (3S,6E)-nerolidol synthase 1
Exons: 7
Biological process (GO): diterpenoid biosynthetic process
Molecular function (GO): magnesium ion binding; terpene synthase activity
Source: RefSeq, a predicted model, not a curated record